AAAUGAUGAUCGACAUCCUCACAGGGCGUAUGCACGGGUGAGUCAUAACCAAGCUCGAAUGUUCCAUGUCGUUGAUUGAGACGGAUAUUAGAAUCCCGUUCUAGAUUUUGGGAUAGUUUCCGAUCAUGUCAUCGUGAGUGCUGGCCUCAACUUUCAACUAUGGACUUUGAAAUGCCCACAAGAACGUGGACCAGAGACAACUAUCUCAUAUCAACGGACCCUUCAAUCAUUCCACUCGACGCACUCAACGACAUAUUCGCCUCCGACGACUUCCACUGGGGCUUGCCACUACCUAUCGAGCACUUGCGCACGUUGGUACACAAAUCAAUAUGUUUUGCGCUUUACGAGGUCACAAACGUAUCUGCCGGAGACGAACACUCCAAUGAAUCGCAGCAACGACGCAAGUUGAUUGGCUUCGCCAGAUGGAUCACAGACAUGGUGACGGUAAACUACUUGACGGACGUGUACAUCUUGCCUGAGUAUCGCAGCAAGCACCUGGGGGCGUGGAUGAUGGAAUGUAUCGACGAAGUCUUCACGGCGAUGCCGCAUGUUCGGGGCAUGAUAUUGAUCGCAGACAGGGGUAGUCCGACAGAGGCACUUUACCGCAAGUAUCUUGCCAUGGUUGAUCUAGAGAGUCCAGGGUUUCUGAUGGAUCGAAAGGGUCGUGGUGCUGUUUCUCAAUGAGAUUAUCGUUUUCGUAUCGAUGGGUGAGAAGUUCGUCUGGCAAGCUGUACUGGGACUUGUACCAAUGAAGGUUGGAUGAGGGCAAUUGCAUGUGCCGGAGUCCGUGCCUGAAGAUGACAUCUAUCCGUACAGCAUGGUUUCCGGGCUUGGGACGUUUGAACCCCAUCAUUGGAUCUUUGGGGUAAAGAGUUUUGGUGGCCCGAAACUGCUUGCCGACGUGCCGUUCAACGAGGCUAGAUUUACGAAUGGCCAGUCACGC
Exophiala viscosa is the source of this 943-nucleotide messenger RNA. RefSeq names its product putative GNAT family acetyltransferase. The record is from RefSeq and is a predicted model, not a curated record. The coding region runs from base 160 to 684 and encodes 174 amino acids. Lineage: Eukaryota; Fungi; Ascomycota; Eurotiomycetes; Chaetothyriales; Herpotrichiellaceae. The transcript has a single exon. Gene Ontology annotation, molecular function: acyltransferase activity, transferring groups other than amino-acyl groups.